AUGAGCGCGCGGCUGGACGCGCUAAUAAAGCGCAUUAAAGGGGCCGCAGCUGCUCGCGCUGCUGACAUCCUCCAGACUUUUCAGAGCGGCUCCUCCAGCGCGCUGCCGCGCGUCAACUGGGACCGGGACCGGCGAAAAACACCCCAAAUCCCCCCUCAAAAACAAGAAGUUCAACCGAACAAAGUCCACAGGAAAGCAGACUGCAGCAGGACACGAGCUGCACGUCCGUCGAGGACGACCGGCCCGCGCCGGCGGGGGGCGCGCGGCGCGGACGCCAGCAGCGUCAGCGUCCUCGGCUGGGAGCAAGUGCAGCGGCUGGACGCCAUCCUCACGGAGACCAUCCCGAUCCACGGCCGCGGCAACUUCCCCACGCUGGAGAUGCAGCCGCGGCAGAUCGUCAAGGUGGUGCGGAGCCGGAUGGAGGAGAGGCAGAUCCGCGUGCGGGACGUCCGGCUGAACGGCUCCGCGGCCAGCCACGUCCUGCACGAGGACAGCGGGCUCGGCUACAAGGACCUGGACCUCAUAUUCUGCGCGGACAUGAAAGGCGAGAGCGAGUUCCAGACUGUGAAGGACAUCGUUUUGGAUUGCCUCCUGGAUUUUUUGCCCGACUGUGUGAACAAAGAGAAAAUAACCCCGUUGACUCUGAAGGAAGCCUACGUGCAAAAGAUGGUGAAGGUGAACAACGACUCGGACCGCUGGAGCCUCAUCUCUCUCUCCAACAACCGGGGGAAGAACGUGGAGCUGAAGUUCGUGGAUUCCCUCCGGCGGCAGUUUGAGUUCAGCGUGGACUCCUUCCAGAUCAAACUGGACUCCUUGCUCCUGUUCUACGAGUGCUCGGAAAACCCCAUGUCCGAGACCUUCCACCCCACCAUCGUGGGCGAGAGCGUCUACGGCGACUUCGGCGAGGCCCUGGACCACCUACGCCACAAGAUCAUCUGCACCAGGAACCCAGAGGAGAUCCGAGGCGGGGGCCUCCUCAAGUACUGUCACCUGCUGGUGAGGGGCUUCCGGCCAGCGUCGGAGUCCGAGAUGAAGUCUCUGCAGCGCUACAUGUGCUCUCGCUUCUUCAUUGACUUCCCCGACAUUGGUGAGCAGCAGCGCAAGCUGGAGUCCUACCUUCAGAACCACUUUGUAGGGCUGGAGGACCGCAAGUACGACUACCUGAUGACCCUCCACGGAGUGGUCAACGAGAGCACCGUGUGCCUGAUGGGACACGAGAGGAGGCAGACCCUCGGGCUCAUAGCCAUGCUGGCGGUGCGAGUCCUCGCAGAGCAGAACAUCAUCCCCAACGUGGCUAAUGUGACGUGUUACUACCAGCCUGCUCCGUAUGUGGCAGACGGUAACUUCAGUAACUACUACAUAGCGCAGGUGCAGCCGGUGUUUGCCUGCCAGCAGCCCGCGUACUCCACAUGGCUGCCCUGUAACUGAGUCGACCCGAAUGGAAAGGAGGAGGGCAAAAGUCUGAUUUCUUUAAACAGGAGUGAGCGCAACCAUUAUGGCCUCAGAUCUGUCUGGCGUGUUUCGACGGCUGACACAAGAGAGUCCGCCGUUUAAAUGUUUUGCAUCAAAGCUUCUGUUUUAGUUCAUACAUAAAGUAUGAAUGACACAUCCAGAACAGCUGCCGUGUUUUCAGCGUGAAUAUUACACAUUUGUUUUCAAACGCCGACCUCGCCUCGUCCCACCGAGGCCAAGCGGGGUUGUGGGGAAGGGGUUGGGGGGGAAGAGGAAGUGUUUGUAAGCAGCUAAUUUUGGGUAUAUUGAAAGCGACGGCUGAAUGCAAAUUUGUGCCUAGCCUCGAAGCGAGCAGCACAACUGUCACGGAGACUGAUCGAAUCUGUCACAAACCAAUUAGGCUGCCGACCGAACGGCUGCAUCGCCGUCCUCGAGCCGACAGCUAACUCCAGCAAAGCUUUUAUGGGCGGUCUGCUUAGUGCAAGUUAACACUCACACACACGCACAGACAUUCAGGCUGAAAUCAGAGGUGUGUGUGCAUGUGUGUGUGUGAGAGGCUCCUGAACAAGUACUUGGCCUCCCUGAACUGAAGUCAGUUGCCUCUUCACUGGUCAACUAUGUCCACCUUGCACCUUUGCAACCAAAGAAUCUUUUUAGACCACUUCUGACAUUGCAAGCCAAUUUUGACCUGGGAAAACUGAACACAAAUUUGAAGCUAUUGUCAUACCGGUUUGUAUAUGUGAACAUGUAUUAGUUUCUAAGUGCCUCUUGCCUCUGAGCGGACAAGGAAAGCAGUGAGCCGGCAAUGUGACCCCACUGGUAACACCCCCAUAUGCUUCUGAAUGUAUUUGUGAUGUCACGUACAGUCAGUGUUGAAAUGAAAAUAAAAAAGGGGACACCAUGCUUUGGUGCUGGAAUUUUCAUUAAAGUAGCAGCCAAGUGUGUGAUCGAAAGAUAUUUUUGCAAUGUUUACAUUCUUCAGAUUCAAAAACAUUAUCCUCGGUGAACGAUAUCCUAUCCGAGUACUGCUGCAGUGGUUGGGAGAAAGAUCAUCAGCAAUGGCAACCAAACAACUCCCAGCUGGAAUCUUAUCUGUAUGUCGUACAGCGGCGCUUCUCUCUUUUCCCCUCUCAACCGAGAAAAAGCAGAUCAAAAACAAGAGAGGACGGGGUCCGAGGGAGAUCCUGCUGCGUGUGGUCGCCGGGCUUCAUCCCAUAAUAGCAGGAUAUUUGCAGAGACACCUCAGAUCAAGAGAUUCUGUUUGCUGUAACACCCUCGCAGGGAAUUCCUCAGCUGCUGCCGAAGAGCUUGAAAUCUCAGCCAGGGUUGGGGGUAGGGGUGUCCGCCAGGUUCAGGGUUCAGUGUUCAGUGCCAAGCACUUUAAGCCGCACCCCUAAAGUUUAACAGUGUGCUCAUGGGAGCGCUGAUCCGAUUGAAGACGGAGGGGUAGAAGCGGAGGAGAGACAGGAAGCAAAGAAGGGGAAGAGUGAUCAGUCUGGAGAGAUGGGUGCAGCUGGUGAUGGGGUUUUAUCUCUUUAGGGCUAGCGUGCGUUGCUGUAGCGAACGUGUUACAUUCAUGCUUAUAUUUCAACUUGUAGCAGCUUGCAACCUUUACGGCAAAAACAAAAAUGGUCUAUUUCCAGCACUUGCUCUGUUUCAAUGAAUGUUAAUAAGAAAAGAGAAAGAGAGAGAGAAACGAGUCUGGAGACAGAAAUCCACAUACCAGCCACAGGAGAUUUCAAGUUGCAACCUGUGUUUCUUAGGUUGCCUUAUUUGGUGUUCAUCAGUGUUCUUUUUGGUGUUCAUUUUUUGUCCAUUUUGACAAAACCUCUAUACAUCUCUAUGUAUAUAUUUAUUUUUUAGAGCUGUGUCUUUAAGUAGAGAGUGGGAGAGAGACAAUUGUUCACUUCACCUCAAAACAUAAACUGCACUGCAGCUUUUGGAAAUGGCAGGUAGAAUGUGAAAACUGUUAGGGUUCGCCACAGAGCCGCAGGUUUCCCCACCAACGCAUCACUUUUACGUUGACUGUGAAAACACACCUCAGUCUUCAGCGCCCUUGUUGGUAGAUUGUACAGGUGAUGUUUGUCGAUCUGCACUUAAUGAAGUCCUGACAGCUAAUUAGCCAGCUAGCUCCAGUCUGCCUGUCACCUCUUGUGUUAGAGAUCGUGGGUCUCGAGUUUUUGUUUCGGAUUUUCCGCAGACUUUUACAAAAACCACAUAUUCUGAAAAAAAAAAAAUCUUGUCUUGUAUGUAUAUUUUUUAUGAUUGUACUUCUUAUAAAUGUAUCAGACACUGCAGAUGUUGCGGUGCUUUUGAAUCUGUGAUCGGGCUUCAAAAGGAUAUGUUCUUGAUAGAUGGUUCUUUUUUUUUGUUAUGUCGUGUUCAGUUGGUUAAAAAAAAAACAGAAAACAAACUAAAGAUGUUUUAUUCAAUAAAAAAGAAAUAAUAUGAAAACCAGGUUCAUAA
Molecule: messenger RNA, 3918 nt
Organism: Poeciliopsis prolifica (blackstripe livebearer)
Lineage: Eukaryota; Metazoa; Chordata; Actinopteri; Cyprinodontiformes; Poeciliidae
Gene: tent5aa
Product: terminal nucleotidyltransferase 5Aa
Exons: 3
Coding region: 1-1428 (475 amino acids)
Biological process (GO): mRNA stabilization
Molecular function (GO): RNA binding; poly(A) RNA polymerase activity
Source: RefSeq, a predicted model, not a curated record